CUGUGAAAGAUCGCAUUAUUUGAAUAAGUUUAGCCACUUGAUAGAUGGCAGUUGUGUCGAACCAAAUUCGAGGCAUGGAUGAAAUCGAAGGUUUACAUUAGUAUUUUACUUUUAUUGGAAACAUGGACAUGAGUUUAGAAACUUGGGAUGGCGACUGGGGCUUACCGUCAGUUGAUUUGUUUUCUUUGCAGAUCAUGGCUUAUGCAAAAUUUUCAGGAGCUCCACUGAAGCUGAACAAAACCAACAAGCCUUGGCAUUCCCCAAAUGGUCAGUUACCUAUGUUCAGACAUGGUCCCAAGAUAAGCUUCAGUAGAUUUGGGGAUAUAACUGCAUACCUCAGGGGCCAGAACUACAAUGCAGACUUCGAUUUAACCAAGAAACAAUGUUCAGAUAUUGUGGCUUACUCAUCGUUACUAAGAGAUAAGUUGUAUCCAGCUAUACUCUACGUUCUUUGGGUAGACAGUAGAAAUUACACAGAACUGACUAGACCCUGGUACACAAAAGUCUUGCCAUUCCCUCUGAAACAUUUUCUUCCUGGUUACUUUCAGAAAAAAGCCCAAAAGACUAUUUAUAAUUUUACAGGUUAUGAUGAACUGGAAAAAGAAAAAAUGGAGAAUUUUCUUUUCAAAGAAGCACAGGAAUGCUUAACUCGAUUGUCUCAUCGACUUGGUGAAGAUGAAUUUUAUUUUGGUAAAAAGUAA
Limulus polyphemus (Atlantic horseshoe crab) is the source of this 701-nucleotide messenger RNA. RefSeq names its product metaxin-1-like. The transcript has 6 exons. Gene Ontology annotation, cellular component: SAM complex. NCBI's taxonomy places the organism in Eukaryota, Metazoa, Arthropoda, Merostomata, Xiphosura, Limulidae. The record is from RefSeq and is a predicted model, not a curated record. Gene Ontology annotation, biological process: mitochondrion organization. The coding region runs from base 123 to 701 and encodes 192 amino acids.